CAGAUCAUCCUGGACCCUGAGUGAGGGCAAAUGGCGACUAUGACUGAACACAUAGGAUGGAAUGAGUCUCAAAUUACUUCUCUAAAUCAGCAAGUGGAUCGCCUUAAAUUAUUAUAUCCAAUGGUUAAUGAAAGCGAAACACCUCUUCCACGAUCAUGGAGUCCAAAGGAUAAAUUUACAUAUAUUGGUCUUUCUCAAAAUAACCUUAGAGUGCAUUACAAAGGGUCUGGUAAAAAUCACAAAGAUGCCGCCAGUGUUCGUGCUACUCACCCAAUACCUGCUGCUUGUGGAUUAUAUUACUUUGAAGUGAAAAUAGUGAGCAAAGGCCGUGAUGGAUAUAUGGGGGUUGGUCUUUCUGCCCAAGGUGUGAACAUGAAUAGGUUACCAGGCUGGGACAAACAAUCAUAUGGCUACCACGGCGACGAUGGUCAUAGUUUUUGCUCCAGUGGCACUGGACAACCAUAUGGUCCAACAUUCACUACAGGAGAUGUAAUUGGCUGUGGUGUGAAUCUCAUAGACAAUACCUGUUUUUAUACCAAAAAUGGUCAUCACUUAGGAAUAGCAUUUACAGAUCUCCCACCAAACCUGUAUCCCACUGUUGGUCUCCAGACACCCGGUGAAGUUGUUGAUGCAAACUUUGGUCAAUCACCUUUUGUUUUUGAUAUCGAGGAUAUGAUGAAGGAAUUAAAAAGGCGCACAAGACUUACUAUUGAACGAUUUCCCGUGGUUGAUAAACAAGGUGAAUGGCAAACUACUCUUCAUAGGAUCGUUCAAACAUACCUUGUUCAUCAUGGUUAUUGUGCAGCAGCUGAAGCAUUUGCUCAAAGUACAGGACAAGCCUUCACAGAAGACAUUAAGUCAAUCAAAAAUAGACAACAGAUUCAGAAACUUGUACUGGCUGGACGCAUGGGCGAAGCAAUUCAAACAACUCAAAAUCUUUAUCCUGGACUUUUGGAACAAAAUCCAAACUUAUUGUUUAUGUUGAAAUGUAGACAGUUUGUUGAAAUGGUGAAUGGAACUGACAGUGAAGUCCGUCCCACCAAGAGCCCAAGAUCACAUAGCGGUUCACCUUGUAUGAGUCCUAACUACCCUAGUGUGUACUUUCAUAGACCUGCAACAACUUUAUCUACAUGUAGUUCUCCUGUGGUGUCUGGUAGUUCUCCCAAUCGGAGUCAUAGCCCUCAUUCUGCAUCUUCUCAGUUCAUUACGCCCAAACCUUCUAUACCAGUGACAGUUGAAAAUAAUAAUGUAAAUAAUAAUGUAGCAGUGACAUUAUCAUCUAUAGAAGAAAUGAACACUGCAAAUCGUGUUAUGAAUGGUGAAAUGUUGAAUGGAAACUCUGAAAUUUCUGGACCUACGAACUACAUUCAUCCUGAUGCUGAUGUUGAAAUGGAAAAUCUAGAUACAGUGAAUGAUAAUGCAGAAGUUAUUCGAACUUUGCCAUACACUACUAAUGGGACUGUUAUAACAUCUAAUCUUUAUCGUAAUGGUGAAGAAGAAAACGAUCAUGAAAAAAUUGGUGGUGAUAUGGAUGUUGACGCACCUCUAAAUAGGAAACAAGUUUGUGGUGGUAGUCAAGCUGCAAUAGAAAGGAUGCUUAAUUUUGGUAGGGAAUUGCAUUCUAUGAGUGUUCAACUCAAGAGGGAUUAUGGUACUAAUACAGCAAAUAAAAAAAUGCUCCAGGAAGGGGAGAAGACUGGAGGGGGUCUCAUCUGUCUCACCAAGGGGGAUGCCUUUAGUCUUUUGGCAUAUGCAGAUCCUUGGGCUAGUCCAGUAGGUUAUCAAUUAGAUCCUGUUCAAAGAGAGCCAGUUUGUGCUGCUCUUAAUAGUGCAAUUCUGGAAUCUCAAAAUCUACCAAGACAGCCUCCUCUAGAAGUGGCAAUGGCACAUACUCAGGAACUUGUAAAAUUAAUGUCUAAAGCAGGACUGGGGUCAUGUGCAUUUACUAAUCUUGAUAAUUUGCUUUAGUGAUAUUUGCCAGAGAAGGAAGCUCUUUGGAGUUCAAAAUGAGGCAUGCAGACUGAAUGUAUCAAUGAAAUGCAGACUUGUAUGUAUUAAUUCCUGCCUAAUAGGCUUUCUGUGCUGAAGGACAGUUCUCAUUUUGAUUGCACCUGUACCAUUUUGAAUCUAAUAUUUCUACUCUUGGCAACAAGUCUAGAUCAAUGUCAUAGCAUCACUGCUGUUAGCUAUGGUGAUUGAAUAAAUACAAUUCAAAGGAUUCAAUCUUUAACUAACUGAUGAUGGAACUGGCAUGUAUAUUUAUCUCAAAAGUUUUGUUGAUCAUUCAGAAAGCUUAUAGCAUGUUGAUACCGGAGUGUACAUAAUUAGAUUUUAUUUUAAAAGGGUUGUCAUAUAUAUUGUUCGAUAUAGAUACAUUUUUUGCUUUGAUGUUGGGAGUUAACAGUGGAAAAUAAGUAGGCUGUUGUACCCCGGUAUCAUUUAGGAAUGUUUCAAAUUACCACAUAUUGUGUUAGCUUGAGGUAUUGUAUGUUUGACAUAUAUUUAAGUCAUUUUAUCUUUAUUUUUAUGAAAAAUGAUUAUCCUUGUUAUGUGAUUUAUAUGAAAAUUAAUUUUUAUAUUUUCUUUUACAUUUGCCUAAAAAUGCUAAUAGAAAAGAAUCUAAUAAAUUAUGAUGUAAAAAAUCAAUAAAAAUCUGAAGGGAAAUGUAUGUUGCAGAAACUUUUUAAGUAAAUAAAAUAAUUUUUAAUGCUA
Molecule: messenger RNA, 2712 nt
Organism: Stegodyphus dumicola
Lineage: Eukaryota; Metazoa; Arthropoda; Arachnida; Araneae; Eresidae
Product: ran-binding protein 9-like
Molecular function (GO): protein binding
Source: RefSeq, a predicted model, not a curated record